AAAACGAUCUGACCAAGACCUCAUGGAUAGGCUCAGCCAACUUCGGAGCGUGCACUUUACUAGGUCCAGUUGCUGGGUUGAUACAGGCUAAAGCUGGUUCCCGUGUUGCGGCUAUGGUUGGUGCCGCUUUAACCUUAACAGGUAUGACUGUUGCCUCGUUCUGCAAAUCGACACUUGGCCUGGUGCUCACCUAUGGCCUUGUAUCAGGAUUUGGUGUUUGUCUGGCUUGCAAUGUGGUUGGCGUUGUAACAGGGAAGUACUUUUCAAAGAGGCACGAAACAGCGUUUGGUGUGUGCAUUGCUGGUGGAGGAUUGGGUCUCUUUGUUGCCGGACCUCUUGUGAGAUACCUUCUCAGUCAGUACAACCUAAGUGGGGCGCUUCUUAUCCUUGGUGCAAUAGAAUUCCACAUGUGUGUUGCUGCUGUUACCUUGAGACCACUCCGGAAGGAACAGGCUCAAAGUGUAACUGAAAUUAAGAAUGAUCAUCGAGAGGACAAAAACAUUGACACAGGUUACCAUGACAGGUUGUUGCAAUCGACUAUUUGCAAAGUCUUCAGGUCUCUUAGAGUUCUAAAACAUAUUGGAUUUCUUAUAUACAACGUAAGCAUCAUGCUGUGGGCACAUGGUGAAGCAGCCGCUGUUUUCCAUCUUCCAUAUUAUGCUCAACAAAAAGGAAGCUCUCCAGACCAGGCUGCAACGCUUUUCACUGCAAUGGGAGUUGGAAGUAUAUUCUCAAGACUAGCCGCCGGAAUAAUGGCCUCCGAUUCGAAAAUCCCAUACCUCACACUCCACAUAGGCCUUACUGGCAUAUCUGGAAUGGUGCUUCUGUUAUUCCCUCUUUAUUCACACACAUACACUACUCAGCUUGUGUUUGGGAGUCUCUAUGGGACUUACAGCCAAGGUAUGAAUACUCUGGUUGGUCCCAUGGUCCUUAACUUGGUAGCUGUGGAGGAGGUUCCAGUGGCUUAUGGGUGCGCAUUUUUCUUUCAGGGAAUUGGAUACAUCUUAGGACCUCCGAUAGCAAGUUGGAUUUAUAAGUUAAGUGGCGCUUACGAUUUUACAUACGUUUUUGCAGGAUCGUCCAUGGUAUUGAGUUCAGUGUUGGCAGCAGCUGUUGGUGUGGUAAGAAGAAAGGAUUUACAGAGAAUGGAUGCACGGAGUCUGGAUGUAAAACAGGAUGAUGUGAAGUAUUAGUGAAAUCAUGAUUGGUACACCAGUGCAUGUCUGCACCAUAUGUCAACAUCCAGAGAUUAAAGUGACAUGUAACUGUUGACUUCCAUUGCCAUAGAAGUUUAUCAUUUUACCAGGCUACGAUAGUCUUAUCUCUACGGCUCCUUACAGCGACUUUGAUACUCACCUCUUGCUACACAGACUGUAACAACCCUGGGCCGGUGUACACGAAUCGGAUUCCAGUGAAAACUGCAAAACAAUUCACUUCCUCAUAUAUCUGCUCUCAAAUGUGUGUACUUCUAAGUGCGAUUAAGCACAUAUCUAAAAUCAAGAAUGUACAGAUUUUUAUUGCUGAGCGAAAUGGAAGAUAUAACAGCUUUUGGUUUCCAAUCGAUAAGUGAAUAUACAAACAAUUACUCGCAUUUGAAAGCGAGUGCCUCGGGAACUGAAUCAUAUUUUAGCUGUCGCUAGAUCACGACGCAUGAAGUUU
Messenger RNA from Haliotis rubra (blacklip abalone), 1659 nucleotides. RefSeq names its product monocarboxylate transporter 12-like. Gene Ontology annotation, molecular function: monocarboxylic acid transmembrane transporter activity. The record is from RefSeq and is a predicted model, not a curated record. The transcript has 5 exons. The coding region runs from base 114 to 1193 and encodes 359 amino acids. Gene Ontology annotation, biological process: monocarboxylic acid transport; transmembrane transport. NCBI's taxonomy places the organism in Eukaryota, Metazoa, Mollusca, Gastropoda, Lepetellida, Haliotidae.